ACAACAACUGUUGCUCCGACAACAACAACAGCAGCAACUAAAACAACCUUUGCUCCUACAACAACAACUCCUGCCCCGACAACAACAACUACGGCAGCAACUACAACAACUGCUGCUCCAACAACAACUACAGCAGCCACUUCAACAACUGUUGUUCCGACAACAACAACUGCUGCCCCGACAACAACAACUACGGCAGCAACUACAACAACUGCUGCCCCAACAACAACAACUCCUGCCCCGACAACAACAACUACUGCAGCAACUACAACAACUGCUGCUCCAACAACAACAACUCCUGCCCCGACAACAACAACUACUGCAGCAACAACAACAACUGCUGCCCCGACAACAACAACUGCUGCUCCAACAACAACUACGGCAGCAACUACAACAACUGUUGCUCCGACAACAACAACUGCUGCCCCGACAACAACAACAACUGCUGCUCCAACAACGACUACGCUAGGAACUACAACAACUGUUACGGCAGCAACUACAACAACUGCUGCUCCAACAACAACUACAGCAGCCACUUCAACAACUGUUGCUCCAACAACACCAACUGUUGCUCCGACAACAACAACUGCUGCCCCAACAACAACAACAAUGGCAGCAACUACAACAACUGUUGCUCCGACAACAACAACAGCAGCAACUACAACAACCUUUGCUCCUACAACAACAACUCCUGCCCCGACAACAACAACUACGGCAGCAACUACAACAACUGCUGCUCCAACAACAACUACAGCAGCCACUUCAACAACUGUUGUUCCGACAACAACAACUGCUGCCCCGACAACAACAACUACGGCAGCAACUACAACAACUGCUGCUCCAACAACAACAACUCCUGCCCCGACAACAACAACUACUGCAGCAACUACAACAACUGCUGCUCCAACAACAACAACUCCUGCCCCGACAACAACAACUACUGCAGCAACUACAACAACUGCUGCUCCAACAACAACAACUGCUGCCCCGACAACAACAACUGCUGCUCCAACAACAACUACGGCAGCAACUACAACAACUGUUGCUCCGACAACAACAACUGCUGCCCCGACAACAACAACAACUGCUGCUCCAACAACGACUACGCUAGGAACUACAACAACUGUUGCUCCAACAACAACAACUGUUGCUCCGACAACAACAACUCCUGCCCAGACAACAACGACUACGGCAGCAACUACAACAACUGCUGCUCCAACAACAACUACAGCAGCCACUUCAACGAUGACUCCUGCCCCGACAACAACAACUACUGCAGCAACUACAACAACUGCUGCUCUAACAACAACUACAGCAGCCACUACAACAACUGUUGCUCCGACAACAACAACUGCUGCCCCGACAACAACAACUGCUGCUCCAACAACAACUACGGCAGCAACUACAACAACUGUUGCUCCGACAACAACAACUGCUGCCCCAACAACAACAACAAUGGCAGCAACUACAACAACUGUUGCUCCGACAACAACAUCUCCUGCCCCGACAACAACAACUACUGCAGCAACUACAACAACUGCUAAUCCAACAACAACUACAGCAGCCGCUACAACAACUGUUGCUCCGACAACAACAACUGCUGCCCCGACAACAACAACAACUGCUGCUCCAACAACGACUACGCUAGCAACAACAACAACUGUUGCUCCAACAACAAGAACUGUUGCUCCGACAACAACAACUGCUGCCCCAACAACAACAAUGGCAGCAACUACAACAACUGUUGCUCCGACAACAACAACUCCUACCCCGACAACAACAACUACGGUAGCAACUACAACAACUGUGGCUCCGACAACAACAACUCCUGCCCCAACAACAACGACUACGGCAGCAACUAUAACAACUGCUGCUCCAACAACAACUACAGCAGCCACUUCAACAACUGUUGCUCCAACAACACCAACUGUUGCUCCGACAACAACAACUGCUGCCCCAACAACAACAACAAUGGCAGCAACUACAACAACUGUUGCUCCGACAACAACAACAGCAGCAACUACAACAACCUUUGCUCCUACAACAACAACUCCUGCCCCGACAACAACAACU
This is a messenger RNA of Scophthalmus maximus (turbot), 2073 nucleotides long. RefSeq names its product mucin-5AC-like. The record is from RefSeq and is a predicted model, not a curated record. The transcript has 3 exons. The annotation marks the transcript as partial. NCBI's taxonomy places the organism in Eukaryota, Metazoa, Chordata, Actinopteri, Pleuronectiformes, Scophthalmidae.